Messenger RNA from Dioscorea cayenensis subsp. rotundata (Guinea yam), 747 nucleotides. RefSeq names its product probable disease resistance protein At1g52660. Gene Ontology annotation, molecular function: ADP binding. Lineage: Eukaryota; Viridiplantae; Streptophyta; Magnoliopsida; Dioscoreales; Dioscoreaceae. Bases 1 to 747 code for a protein of 248 amino acids. The record is from RefSeq and is a predicted model, not a curated record. The transcript is spliced from 3 exons.
AUGCAUGUUGGCAAAAACAUGAUAACAGGCCAGGGAUGUUCAAUUGUUGGCAAAUUGGUUGCCAUGCAUGUUGGCAAAAACAUGAUAACAGGCCAGGGAUGUUUGCCAACAACAACCUUACAUGGUAGUUCAGCUGAAAGGAAGAAAGGAGAGAUUUUGCAAUGCAUCAUGAAUCCUGAGGUGAGGAAGAUUGGAAUAUUUGGUAUGGGGGGUGUCGGCAAGACAACCGUUAUGAGGCACAUUUACAAUCAGCUGAAAGAAAAGAAAGAUGAUUUUACUAUUGUCAUAUGGGUGGAUGUUUCCAGUUCUUUCAACUUGGAGAAGGUACAAGAAAAAAUUGCAGAAAAGUUGGGAUGUAACCUCUCUUCAUCUACCGAUGAAAAAAGUAGAGCACUAGUGUUACAUGAAGCUUUCAAAAGGAGAAGGAACUUUGUAAUCUUCUUAGAUGAUGUGUGGGAGAGUGUUUCUCUACAAGAUGUGAGCAUUCCUGAGGCUGAUGGAAGUAAUGGUUCCAAAAUUGUGUGGACUACCCAUUUCGUCAAUGUUUGCCAUAGCAUGGAGAGCCAAGGAGAAGUUAAAGUAGAGUGCCUUGCGGAUGAAAAAGCUUGGGCUUUGUUCAAGGAGAAAGUUGGCGGUGAGGAUGUUAUUAUGUCGCCUGAAAUUGAGCCAAUUGCAAGGAAGGUAGCCAGAGAAUGUGGAGGACUGCCACUGGCCUUGAUCACUGUUGGGCGUGCUUUAAGGAAAUAA